Molecule: messenger RNA, 3103 nt
Organism: Cinara cedri
Lineage: Eukaryota; Metazoa; Arthropoda; Insecta; Hemiptera; Aphididae
Source: the annotation of a GenBank genome assembly
GGUAUAAAAGGUAUUCGAACACAGGGUUGCGGUAUCACACAUCACUCGACGGUUUCAUAGUUGCAGAAGUAACUUCGGGAAUUCCUAAAUUUUCGUUAGUUUUUUCGAAAACUCAAAGAAUCCAAAACAUAAUUCGCACUGCUUCGAUCUGAUAUCGAUUUAGUUUGGAAUUUUUAUUUUUAUAUUUUAAAUAUUUCAAUUAAACCAAAAUGGCAAAAUCGUUGCUGAUCUGCAGUGCUUUGUUUUUGGCCGUCGUUGCUUCUGUAAUUGCCGCACCAGCUCCAAAAAAACGUAAGUAAAACAUUUCUCUAUACAAUAAAUUAUUAUAUUAUAUUUUCAUAGAUAACUCAUCACAAUCAAUUAUGAUAAUUAUCAUUAAGAUUUUCGAUAAUAAAUUUAAUGUUUGUUUUUAAUUGGUAAAUUGGUAUAAAUUAUAUUUUAAACUUGAUAUUUUUCUUCAUUAUUAUUAUUGGAUAAAAAAAUAUAGGUAAAACUAUAAAGCAGUUAAAAGCUGAUAAUUAUUACUACUAUUAUUAUUUUUUUUUUGUUAAUAAACGGUUUAACAAAAACUUUUUUGUAAAAAUAUAUUAAUAUUACGUUUUUUAAUCAUUAUUACUUAACUCUUUUAUAAUAUAUUUUAUUAAAGUAAAUUUACUUAAGUUUAUCGUCACACAGUUGUAUAUAAUUUAAAAAAUUACAAUUUAUAGAUAGUUCGUGUUUCACGAUUAUUUUUUUCUCUAUUCGGGUUUCCCAAAUAUAAAAUAUUACGAGAUUGUUAAUCGUUAUCUAACAAUAUUAAAAUGUGUAUAAUUUGAAAUAUUGUUAUAAACUUAAACUUAUAAAAAUAAUAUCAAAUUAUAAUUAUUUUAGUUACACACUUAUUUCCAAUUUUCAUGUAGAUAACGAAUAUUUUCAGUUAUCUAUUUAUUUUUUUUUUAGAAAAUUAGGUACCCAAUGGUUAGUACAGUGAAACGAAAAUUAAAGCAUUUGAAGCCAAUUUUUCGAAGAUUUUAAAUAUUUAUAUAAUACCUGCGUAAUACUUAUAAUAAUGAACAAACUAUUAUAUAAAUAUAAAUUCAUUUUUAAUAGAUUUUUUCGUCAAUUAAGCCCUAAGAAAAUAUAAUAAAAUACUAUUAGUAAUUAUUAUUAAUCUGAAUUCAAAAAGUAUAAGAAUAACCAACAGGAAUGACUAUUAUCGUGAUACUACAGAUUCAGAAAUUCAGAAUAUUAAAUUAUAUUACAAAGCUACCUACAUAAUAAUAUUAUAUAAUGAUUGUUUAAUUACUUGUUUACUCAUAAAUAGUAAAUCAAAUGUAGUGCAAAAUCUUUGCAAUUAUAAUAUGUUUGAAUCAUUAUAUAUUAUUUUAUUAGGUACUUAAUAUUUUACGAAAAUAAUUAAAUUUACCAGCCAAUCGAAAUAAAAAAAACACGAACGUGACCGAAAUAUUAAUAAUAGUACAUCAUCCCGGAAGGUGUAAAACGUGUAAAUGUGCUAUUAGCCAGCCAAGGCCACAACAGUUUAGUUAUUUCGUGCAAAAUCAUAGUAAUACCGGUGAGAAAUCAAACAAGAAUAAUAUUCAAAGAGGAAAUUAUUCAAAACAAUUAAUAAUAUAAUAAAGUAGAAAAUGGAUACUAUUAUUAUUUUUACAACUAUUAUUUGACGAAAAAUGUCCAAAACAAAUAUUAUUAUUAAUCGGUUUUGGUUCGAAUACUUAUAGAUUUUAAAAUAUUUAUUAUAUCAUGUGGGCACAGUUUUUUUUUUUUUAAGUUCUAACGAAAUUACAUAAUGUUAGGUGUGUAACAUUUUCUUCAGUACCCUCUAUGAUUUUGUUUUACAGAAUUGUCGUUCAAUCUAUGCAAGAAAAACGACCCUAACCUUGAUAAAUGUCUGAAGACGUCCAUACAGGAAGUGAUUCCGCAUCUGAGCGAAGGAUACCCGAAACUGAGGAUUCCGGCACUCGAGCCGUUCGAACUUCCGUCAUUGGAAAUCGAUCACGGUAAGGGGUCUACCAAAUCGGUUAGCAUCGACCUGAAGCUAAAGGACGUUAAGAUAACCGGGCUGACCGGAACAGUGAUCGAUUCGCUAAAGGUCGACGUGGACAACUACAGGAUGACUGGCAAGGUCGCGUUCGCCAAGCCUAUCGUCAUCACAGGAGCAUACACGGUCAACGGCAAAGUACUCGUGUUGCCCAUCACCGGCAACGGACCGUGUUCCAUUACCUUACGUAAGUACCUAUUAGUAUUUUUCAGAUAAAGAAGUUUUCAUUGUUUCAUGCCUAAAGAAAAAUAUUUCUUACUUCUCACUUAUAGACGAUGCUAUAUUGGAUUUAAAAGACGUGUCCGGCACUCCGUAUCAGAAGAACGGUAAGACCUAUGUCCAGAUCAAGAAAAUCGACCUGAAAUUAGUGAACAUUAAGAAAUUGAACAUCAAGUUGGAAAACCUUUUCAACGGAAAUAAACAACUCGGUAAGAAUAAUUACUUUUGCAUUUUAAUCAAAUAAAAUACCGUAUUUAAAAAAUAGUUUCCCAAUAAUUUACUGUUAUUGUCCAUUUGUUUGUGUAGGCGACAGCAUGAACACGAUCCUCAACGAAAACUGGCCAGUUCUUUUGGAAGAAUUACAGCCCGCUUUAGAAGAGGUAGUCGCGACCAUCGCUCAAGAUAUCGUCAACAAGGCGUUGCAAAAGACCGCGUACACUGAUAUCUUCCCCCAAUAAUACCUUUUCGGACUACAAAGUUGUUGUUUCGUUGAAAUUUCCUUACCAAAAAUGUUACUAUAUUUUAAUAUAAAUACGCACGUCACCGCCAAGAAGCACCAGCACACAAAGAGUAGCUCGACAAAAAUGUCUUAUGUGAUCGACGCUAACGAGAUACUCAAAAUUACUGCACUGGCGCCCACUUUCGGAGGACUUGUUAUUUUUUUUAUUAUUAAUUUAACUAUUAUGCUGGUCUCAAUAUCCACCAUCAUCAGAGCGGCAUAAUAUUGAUGACCUGUAAUUUAUUAUUUAAACAAAGGCCUAGUGUUUUUACUAUAAAUUAUUGAUUAUUAUUUAUCAUCGAAACCAUACGAUGGUAUAGAUACUAUACUAAAUUAUUAAAUUAUUA